CUCCUCCCUCUCCCUCUCUCUCUGUAUCUCUCUAUCACCACUCUCUCUGCUCGGACCGGACGCACACGAUGGACUCGGACGGCACACAGAGCUCGGAUUCCCCACACGACCCCUGUAAAAUGUUCAUCGGCGGUUUGAGCUGGCAGACAACUCAAGAGGGUCUGAAGGAUUAUUUCUGUAAAUUCGGUGAAGUGAAGGAGAGCAUGGUGAUGCGAGAUCCGGUCACGAAGCGCUCCAGGGGCUUUGGGUUUGUCACGUUUGCCGAUCAGGCCGGUGUGGAUAAAGUUCUGGCUCAAACCCGACACGAGCUCGACUCUAAAACGAUCGAUCCGAAAGUGGCGUUCCCUCGUCGAGCUCAGCCGAAGCUGGUGACGAGAACGAAGAAGAUCUUUGUGGGAGGAUUAUCAGUGAACACCACCAUCGACGACGUAAAGCAGUACUUCGACCAGUUCGGGAAGGUGGAUGACGCCAUGUUAAUGUUCGAUAAAACCACCAACAGACACAGAGGUUUUGGCUUUGUGACGUUUGAGAACGAGGAUGUGGUGGAGAAGGUGUGUGAGAUCCACUUCCAUGAGAUCAACAAUAAGAUGGUGGAGUGUAAAAAGGCUCAGCCUAAGGAAGUGAUGUCACCGGCAGGGUCCUCCAGGGGCAGAGCGAGGGUCAUGCCCUACGGCAUGGACGCCUUCAUGCUGGGAAUCGGCAUGCUGGGUUAUCCAGGAUUUCAGGCAGCAACCUACACCGGCCGCAGUUAUGCCUCAAUCACUCCAGGAUACACGUACCAGUUCCCAGAAUUCCACUUAGAGAGGACCCCCCUCCUGACUUCACCCCACCCUCCCGAACUCACAGCUAUCCCUCUGACAGCGUAUAACCCCAUGGCAGCAGCGGCGGCUGCAGCAGCUGUGGUUAGAGGCUCCGCCCCCUCUCGCUCAGCUGGCUUUCUAAGCACCAGCAGUCCUGGACCAAUGGCAGAGCUUUAUGGAACAGCCAGUCAGGAAUCAACAGUGAGCAGUUACAUCAGCGCUGCAAGCCCCGCCCCCAGCACCGGCUUCAGUCACAGCCUCGGGGGUCCUCUGAUCGCUACAGCGUUCACUAACGGCUAUCACUGAGACUGCUGUUGAAUGGAUGAGCCAAUCACGCGCUUCCAUGGAAAAAAACUACACUAGUGUUUCCUGUGUUUCUCUUACAUCACUUCCUGUACUAACACUGUCUCUGUCUCACUCUUAACAGAAGGACAUGUAAAUAUUUUAUUUCUGGUACGAAGGAGAAGCUUUCUUGUUUUUUUAAAACGAUGCUUUUAUCUUUUAAAUAUUUUCAUUCUUCCUGUUGAUUUUGUCCCUUUUGUCCAACAUGAUGUUUAUUUUUGUUCCGUGUUUUUUCAAGACACUGUAGGUUUACAAUCGUAGCCUCACGUUUAAGACGUCGAAACAUUGACGGGAGCAAUAAUGUGUGUCCUGAGCAGGCAUGUGUCCAUGUUUAUUGUUUACAUCACAAUAAUUCCCAGGUAGCGGAAGACAUUUUAAUAACCAACUCACUUCUUUAUAAACCUUUAUAUCUUAAUGUCACUAAUAAUGACUCCAUCUGAAGAUCAUCUCACACGUCCUGUCAGGUGAGCUUUUGUUAGCCAGCUAGCUAGUAAUAACACUGAACAUUCCAAACGCUAAUAAAGUUCGCUCUGCCACACUAGCUACCAUUUCUAGCUAGCUAGCUGACAUUAGCAGAAAAUUAAGAACAUUUAUUAGUGUGUUUAAAGAUUUUUCCUCAAUAAUCCAGUCAGAUUAACUCAUGUUAACUAGCUAGCUAGCAUUAGCAGUGAAUUAGGUCAUCUUUUGUUAGCUGUAAGCUCACUUGCAUUAACAGCGAUUACUUGCUAGCUGUCAGUCACAUGAACUCACUUAACUAACUAACUAGCAUUAGCAGUGACUUUAGCAGUAUAUCUUAAAGUCUUGUCAAGUCACAUUUAUCUAUGGCUAGCUAACUAGCAUAAGACUAAGAAGGUUAAUAAUAUUAAUAUUAAUAAAAACUAUAAAGCUCAGAACUUCUGCCAGCAUAACUCAUGUUUGCAUGAGUUUAUCUUAAGAAACAAUCUAUUAAAUUAGGUUGUUUUUUAAUGUUAUGUUUGGUAGCUGGUUAAUUAGCGAGCACAAUCAGGAAAGAAACUAAAAAUUCCAUUCAGAACUUCUGUCAUGUUAGCUAGCUAGCCACUGUUAGCGGUGGAAGUUUAAAUGUUUGUAAGAAAUCCUGUUAAGUUAGCUGAUGUUAGCUAGCUUGUAUUAGCAGUUAGAAAUAUGGACCUUUAUACAUAUGGCUUCAAAAUUCUUCUCAGAAAUCCUGUGAGGUGAGCUGAAGUUAGCUAGAUUAGCAUCAGCAGUUAAAUUAGCAACUUCUUUGAAUGAGGCUUAUAAAAUUUAUUUUAAAAUGUGUCAAGUAAUCUUUUGGGUAACACGUUAGCUAGCUAGCAUUAGCUGUUACAAUAAUGUGACAUAAAACUACUGUCAGAUUGGAUCCUGUUAGCUAGCUUGCGAACAAUCCUGUAGAGCUCCUUAUACAGGCGUUACCAUGGUGAUGGCACAUGCCUCGUCCUGAACACUGUUUCAUUUCGUUUUUUAAAAGGAUACGAUGCAUUUUUUCAGAUGCUAAUUUUUCUACGGAAAAUAAAUAUUCGGAAGGAAUGUCGAAAAAAAUGUAUAUUUUUGGUAGUUUUGCAACUGGAUUUUAUGACAUUUGAUUGCGAUCAGAUGAACCGAGGACAUAUUUUUCAUGGAAUUUGAUCUCUUUUGUCUUGUAAAGAAUUUUAAACGCUGUCUUUUGGAUCUUAUUGAGAUCAAAAUUGAUUCACUGUGGAAAACAUCUGUGAUGUGUGUGUGUUUGUUUUUGUCAGUGUGUGUGCUUGUGUGUGUGUGUGUGUGUGUGUGUGUGUGUAACGUGAUUAAAAUCAUUGUACACUUAACACACACUAAGUUUUCUUAAAAUUAUGUUGAAGCUUUUUUGUAACUUCUUGUGUGUGUCGAGUGUGACAGGCUACUAAUAAUGCUGGAAGUGUGUGUGUUUGUGUGAGUGUGUGUGUGUGUGUGUGUGUGUUUGAUGAUGUGAUUUAUAAUGUGAAUGUAACGACUCUCACUGUAACACUAAACCUUGUCAUUAACAUCUCUGUGUUUUGAUGGCCGACUGUUCAAAACUCUUCCCUCUAAACACCAUUAAUAUGAAGUAACGUUGUGUUUUGGGGGAUUUUUGUUGUUUUUUUUGUUGGUUUUUUGAAGAACUGAUUUUGGUGACAUUAACUUCAGAUCUCUUCCAUCAUGUCUCCUGUCAAACUUCACUGUCAAA
Tachysurus vachellii is the source of this 3324-nucleotide messenger RNA. It is a transcript of the gene msi1b, whose product is annotated as musashi RNA binding protein 1b. The coding region runs from base 69 to 1106 and encodes 345 amino acids. Gene Ontology annotation, molecular function: RNA binding. The transcript has 15 exons. NCBI's taxonomy places the organism in Eukaryota, Metazoa, Chordata, Actinopteri, Siluriformes, Bagridae. The record is from RefSeq and is a predicted model, not a curated record. Gene Ontology annotation, cellular component: cytoplasm.